This is a messenger RNA of Manihot esculenta (cassava), 2069 nucleotides long. RefSeq names its product protein NRT1/ PTR FAMILY 2.9. Bases 83 to 1864 code for a protein of 593 amino acids. Gene Ontology annotation, biological process: transmembrane transport. Gene Ontology annotation, molecular function: transmembrane transporter activity. The transcript has 4 exons. NCBI's taxonomy places the organism in Eukaryota, Viridiplantae, Streptophyta, Magnoliopsida, Malpighiales, Euphorbiaceae. Gene Ontology annotation, cellular component: plasma membrane. The record is from RefSeq and is a predicted model, not a curated record.
CCAUGGAGAAAUCGUCAGCACAAUAAACACAUCCUCUCUAAUCUGUACUUCUCUCCUUUGCAAAGCAGAAAAGAAUUAAUCCAUGGAGAACGGAAAUGAUCAUGCUCAAGAUCAGCAAAAGAGUAUUGAAAAAGAUGAAGAACCAGUCAUCAACUAUAGAGGAAUCAAAGCCAUGCCUUUCAUCAUUGGGAAUGAGACAUUUGAGAAGCUUGGAACAGUGGGAUCUUCAACAAAUCUUGUGGUGUAUCUGAACACAGUGUUUAAUCUGAAGAGUGUGACUGCUACUACUCUUGUUAAUAUCUUCAAUGGCACAACAAAUCUUGCUCCUUUGCUUGGAGCUUUUCUCUGUGAUACUUAUUUUGGACGUUACAAGACUCUGGGUUUUGCUUCUGUUGCUUCCUUUCUGGGCAUGUCGGCACUAGCGCUAACCGCCGCAGUCCCCACACUGCACCCUCCGAAGUGUGUAGGAAAAGAAAGCAGUCAAUGUGUAGGCCCAUCAAUUUGGCAAUUGGCCUUUCUUCUCUGUGGAUUUGGGCUCAUAGCCAUCGGAGCCGGCGGAAUCCGACCAUGCAAUCUAGCCUUUGGAGCCGAGCAAUUCAAUCCCAACACCGAAUCAGGCAAGAGGGGUAUGAGCAGCUUCUUCAACUGGUACUACUUCACCUACACCUUCGCCGUUAUGGUCUCUGUCACCGGCAUUGUCUACGUUCAAUCUGACGUUAGCUGGGCUAUCGGACUGGCCAUUCCUGCCUUUCUGAUGUUUCUUUCAUGUGCUGUCUUCUUCAUCGGAACAAAAAUUUAUGUUAUUGUCAAACCUGAAGGCAGCCCCAUCACUAGUGUUGUUCAAGUCCUUGUUGUUUCUGUAAAGAAACGAGGCUUAAAGCUUCCUCAGAAUCCUGCUGUUUCUCUUUUCAACUAUGUUCCUGCAAAAUCUAUCAACUCCAGGCUCUCUCACACUGAACAAUUCAGUUUUCUUGACAAGGCAGCAAUUGUCACGGAAAAAGAUGAAAUAAACUUGGAUGGCUCAGCUGCUAAUCCAUGGAGACUUUGCAGUAUUCAGCAAGUUGAAGAAGUGAAAUGCAUGGUCAGAAUAAUUCCAAUCUGGGCAUCAGCUAUAAUCUACCAUGUUCCUUUAAUCCAACAACAGACAUAUGCAGUUCUCCAAGCUCUUCAGCUUGACAGACGUCUAGGAACUGGCAGCUUUGAAAUUCCUGCUGCAACAUUUAUAAUCUUUACAAUGCUUGCUCUUACAAUUUGGAUUCCUAUCUAUGACAGAAUCUUAGUUCCAUUUCUUCAAAGACUUACUGGUAAAGAAGGUGGAUUCACACUUCUCCAAAGAAUGGGGAUUGGGAUUCUUCUUUCAGUUCUCUGCAUGUUUGUUUCUGGGUUGGUGGAAUCUCACAGAAGAGAUAUUGCUCUCAGCAAGCCAACUCUGGGAAUCUCCCCAAAAGGUGGUGCAGUAUCUUCAAUGACUUGGCUGUGGCUGGUGCCUCAACUUGCACUUGCAGGACUUUCUGAAGGAUUCAACUAUGUUUCCCAGAUAGAAUUUUACUACAAACAAUUCCCAGAAAACAUGAGAAGUAUUGCAGGAUCUUCAUUCUUUGCUGGGCUUGCACUGGCAAAUUUUCUCAGUGGUCUCCUUGUUUCAACAAUCCACAAGAUUACUUCAGCAACUAAGUCAGGAGAUUGGUUGUCUGAGGAUCUUAACAAGGGGAAAUUGGACCAUUUUUAUUAUGUGAUUGGAGUUUUAGGGACAGUGAAUAUGGCAUAUUUUCUGCUGUGCGCUAAGUGGUACAGAUACAAAGUUCGUGAAGAUGAUGGAUCAGUGGAGAUGUCUAACAAAUCAUCAGUGAAGCAUCAUGUGUGAAUAGGCUUAUAUAGAUCUCUUGCAAAUCUGCAGUCCCCAUGAAGAAAAAUUAGCUCUUUUUGAGUUGCUGCUUCAUACAUAAUCAAGAUUUUAUUGCUCUUAUCUGUAUCAAUGCAGAUAAAUUAUCCCUGCUGCUUCUCCUUACAUUGUCUUUGAGAUAGAAGAACAAGUCUCAAUUCUCAAUUCUCAAAUUCUCAAUUCUCAA